GCUCAAGACGGCUUCUUCGCCGGCGCGCGCUCGAACCCGUAUGCCGAGAUGUGGACGGGGCCGAGCUUGAUGCCGUAUAAUUACUGGCCUGAGUUUGUCUGAACUACCUAAUCACCUACUACUUGUCGGAUGGUAGGUAGUACGUCGGUGCGUAUAUUGCGCGGGACGGGUGUGCGUGUGCUCGUGUUGCGUUGCACGGCUGGGCACGUCAUGUCACCAAAAUCUCAAGGCGUAUGGGUUUGUGCUUGCACUUUUUUACUGCUUUACUUUACUUUUCCACAGGAGCCACGGCGGGCUGGCUGGCGUUAUCUGGUCCCUUUACCUUACCUUACUUUUUCCCUCCAACGCCCCCCCGUUUGCGGGCUUGGAAUACGGCGUUUUGGACAUGAUGGCAUGUAUGGAUGGGAUGGGAUGCUACGGCUGAGCAGGUAUUGUCUAUUUAGUUAUUUGAGCUAUGUAUGUAUGUAGUGCGUAUGUAUAUCAUGGCAAAGCAAGAUACGUUACGAAUUCGUUCGUUCGUUUGUUCGUUUCUAAUGGUGAAGUGAAAUGUCAAGACAAGCAAGCAAGUAAAUGGUAUCAUUCUCUCUUCUUCUCUUCUUUCACUUCCUCUCGACUCUUCUGCUCCCAUUCCUUUCCACUAAUUUCCACGUCCAUAU
Messenger RNA from Dothidotthia symphoricarpi CBS 119687, 656 nucleotides. RefSeq lists its product as uncharacterized. Lineage: Eukaryota; Fungi; Ascomycota; Dothideomycetes; Pleosporales; Dothidotthiaceae. The transcript has a single exon. The record is from RefSeq and is a predicted model, not a curated record. Bases 130 to 468 code for a protein of 112 amino acids.